AUAAGCCAAAAUUACAGGUGCCUGGGAGAUGCUGGGCACAACAAAGGAGACUAUGUGGGCAUCAAGGCUGGUACUACUGGCUGUGACUACUGCUGCAUUCGGGGAGCUUGUAGCCUGGGCCCUGAAAUGUUACAGCUGCCAGCAGCCCACCAACGUCUCUGAGUGCACCACCAUUGCGGACUGUGCCCCCGAUGAGACCAUGUGCAAGACAACAAUGUAUUCUCUGGAGGAAGUGUACCCGUUCUUGGGAGAUGCUACAGUCACAAAGGCAUGUGCCCAGAAGUGUGUACCCUCAGAUGUGGAUGGCAUCGGUCUGACUCGGCCUGUCUCAUGCUGUAACCAAGACCUAUGCAACACAGGAGGGGCUGCUGCCCUGGGGAGCUUUGGGGGCGUGGUCUUCACCCUCCUCUUCUUCACCUUCCUCCUCCUAUACACUAGAAUCUAGAGGGACAAGGCUGGACAAGUGUUCCCCUCUCCCUUCUUCCCACUCUGAUUGUUCCCCUCUUAUCUGCUUUUCACUAUCCAGAGGUGUGAUACCUCCCCAACCCUAGCUCUCCCCUGUCUUUAUGCUAUAGAUUAUGGGAGAGAAUGGUGUCACCAGCCUGAGGGAAAAAUGGAAUUUCUGCCCUCAAGAAUCCCCAGCCUGAGAGGGAGACUCAGCCCUGUGCCUCAAGGAGUUCUGGUCUGAGCCAAGUAGAUACAGUCCUUGUUUCCUUUCCUCCCUUUCUAUCACUGGCCUCAGCUUGCACAUCUAUAAAAUGGGGAUUAUAGCACCUACCUCAAAAGGUUGUUAUAAGGAUCAACAAAGACAUGUAAAGCCUUAUAAACUAUAAACUGGUAUAUAAAUCUUAA
Molecule: messenger RNA, 852 nt
Organism: Phascolarctos cinereus (koala)
Lineage: Eukaryota; Metazoa; Chordata; Mammalia; Diprotodontia; Phascolarctidae
Source: RefSeq, a predicted model, not a curated record